GACAGCGAGCUAUGAGAACCGUUAUCGCCGAGAUGGAACCGUUUAUCACAAAUUCAAAACCUUCAAGGGCGUCACCGCUCUGCGGCCAUAGGUUUAGGUGGCAGCUCUCCGAUUCCACCACAGUGCUCGUCCCUCACAUCCCCCGUCAGGCGGAGUACCUGCUACAGUAACAGUUGUCCUGGAGCCGUCAGGGGAUAGCAUGGUGCUCGCGAGGCCGGGGAGGCGUUGUUGAUGGUGGCGGUGAGCGGAUAUAUGUCUGUUUGAGCAAAAGAGGACAACACACUUUGGAAAAAUGGCACAGCGGCAGAUUCAGAGGAAGAAGUACACCAAAAAGCACAUAUUCUCCAACGAGAAGAUACAAGAGUUGAACGACACAUUCAAGAUGUUCGACAAGAAUGGAGACGGCAUGAUCACGACAGACGAGCUCGGCAGUGUCAUGAUCUCCCUGGGCCAGAGACCCACGAUCCAGGAGAUCCGUGGCUUUAUCCGGGCCGUGGACACCGACAGAAGUGGGUCUAUAGAUUUUGACGAGUUUCUGGACAUCUUUGCACGGAAGGUGACAAUGGACCCCGAGAAAGAACUCCGUGAAGUGUUCCGAGUGUUUGACAAGGAUAAAGAUGGAUUUAUCUCCCCUACCGACCUGUUCGAGAUACUCUCUAAAUUAGGAGAAAAAAUAAGUAGGAGAGAAGCGGAGGAGAUGGUGAGGGAGGCUGACCUGAACAAGGACGGAAAGGUAGACUACUCUGAGUUCAAAGCUAUACUAACGUCUCGAUGAACUGGACGUGGAGAGAUACGUGCACCUCGCCGACACAGACGGUCCUUACAAAGAUGACCGUGUAAUGCGUAGUCAACAGGGUGCGUUUACAGAGGGGCUGUUUGUCAACAGGGUGCGUUUACAGAGGGGCUACUUGUCAACAGGGUGCGUUUACAGCGGGGCUGCUUGUCAACAAUGUGCGUUUACAGAGGGGCUACUUGUCAACAAUGUGCAUUUAUAGAUGGGCUGCUACAACAAUGUGCAAUUACGGACGUGUUUCUUGUCUACAAUGUGCAUUUAUAGAUGGGCUGCUACAACAAUGUGCAUUACAGACGUGUUUCUUGUCAACAAUGUGCAAUUACGGACACGUGUUUCUUGUCAACAAUGUGCAAUUACAGACGCGUUUAUGGAUGGGUUUUUU
This is a messenger RNA of Haliotis rubra (blacklip abalone), 1175 nucleotides long. RefSeq names its product calmodulin-beta-like. Gene Ontology annotation, molecular function: enzyme regulator activity; calcium ion binding. The coding region runs from base 293 to 775 and encodes 160 amino acids. The transcript is spliced from 7 exons. The record is from RefSeq and is a predicted model, not a curated record. NCBI's taxonomy places the organism in Eukaryota, Metazoa, Mollusca, Gastropoda, Lepetellida, Haliotidae.